GCCCACAGGCCCCACUUCAGACUUCAACACGCAUCAGGGAGCAAAGAGGCGGCCAGUCCCAGGGACCACAGAAGGUACUGCGUGUCCCGCAUCAUGCCCGCCCCUCUCCACAGGACCCACUCACCUCCCUCCCAGCUACUGGUGUUGCUGCUUGUCCUCUCAGGAACCUCUGAGCAGGGCAACGGAAAUGAGUGGGAGGUGCUGCAACCCAAGGGUCCCAUGCUAGUGGCAGAAGGUGAGACACUCCUACUGAGGUGCACCGUGACCGGCUCGUGCAUUGAUGCCAGGGUAAAAUGGGUCAAGGUGAGCAAUCAGACCCAGCAGGAGAUUUACACCUUCAAACAUGGCUUCUUCCCUGGGGUGACACCCAUGAUCCAACAGACUUUGGAGCCACUUAAUUGUGACUAUUCCAUCUACAUCCAUAAUGUCACCAGGAAGGAGGCAGGAACCUACCACUGCGUGAGGUUUGAUGGCUCACGUGAGCACUCAGAAACGCGGCUGGAUGAGGGCACAUCGGUGCUGGUGAAGGGAGCUGGAGACCCACAGCCAAGCCUCUGGAUCAUCCAGCCCCAGGAGCUGGUGUUGGCGACCCCUGGAGACACCGUUUUCCUGAACUGCACAGUGGUGGGAGAUGGCCCUUCCGGACCCAUCAGGUGGUUUCGGGGGACUGGUGUGAGUCGGGAAGCCAUUUACAACUUCCAAGGCAUCUCCCAGCCCAAUGUGACUGCGGUCCAGGCCUCCAGCAGUGAUUUCAGCAUUCUUCUGCAAGGUGUUUCCACGGACUAUACAGGCACCUACUACUGUGUAAAGUUUCAGAGGAAGCCCAUCAGGCAAUACCUAUCAGGACAGGGAACCAGGCUGAGAGUGAACGGUAGAAACUGGCAGACUCAUCUGGGUGACCCCAAGCUCCAAGCACAGGGCUCAGAAAAUGGUGGGACAGAAAGAAAAUGGAAUUCAAGACCACCUCUCUUCCUUGCAGCAAAGCCCACUUCUCCCCAAAAGACAGAAGUCAUCGAUCAACCUGCAGCAGGGAGAUUUCUGUCAGACCUCCUGUCUUUGCUCACAGUUGUGGUCCUGGGACUGAAGGCCGUGACCUUGGCUGCACUCCUGCUUGCCCUGGCUGCCUGCUGGAAAAGAAGCCCUGGGCAAGAAAAUGACAAAACCCCACACCCAGCAAAGCUAUGCUCAUUUUAGCAAGGGGCAUGGGGCAUGGGUGAGGGGUCAGCUCCAGAGUGGUCCUCUGAAUCGAAGAGGGGCUAGGACUCUCCAACCAUUUCUCUGCCUCCAAUCCCAGCCUUCAGAUGUCCCCCAGGACUCAUGACACACUCCAGAAUGCCCACACCUGGUUUUGGUUCACCUGGUAAAAUCUCCCUCUUGGCACAGGGCUCCCCUCUGAUGUGCCUUUCUUUUUCUUCUCAGCCUGUCCAGGACCUCCUUGUCCUUCAAGGCCUUGUCCAGGUCUCUUCUCAAGGCCCUUGCUCCUGCUGCAUUCCCUUCUGAAGGGCCCUCCCUUUCUUUCCAACUCCACAUUUUUGCAGCCUUCAGGAUCUGACUCAGACUGCCCAGAAGGCAUCCCUGAGGGUGUGUGAGCUCACCCAGCCACACGACCUGUGCCCUCCAUUUACACCCGUCUCUCCCCUUUCCUGCCUCUUUUUAUUCCCCACAGUGUCUGGCCUGGGCGGCUGUAACAGCUAGAAUACAGGUUUGCCAAUUUAACAAAACUCAUAAAUAACAGAGGUUGAAACCAAAACAAAGUUGGUUUCUUCAGUAAUGUCCAAGCAUAAGCAGACCAGGCAAAACAGCUGCUUCCUGGUACCAAAACCAAGGAUUCUUUGAUCAUGUCCCUACCAGGUCCACAUCCCAGGCAGCAAGACCAGGGAAAAGGCAAUGAAGGGGAGCCUGAUGUGCUCCUUCAAGGACACAGCUAAGAAUUUGCCCACCUCACCUCUAAUUGGCUGGAAUGUGUCACAUGGUCAUACCUUGCUGCAAGGAAGGCUGGGACAUGUAGUUUUUAUCUGGCAGUAAUGUCCCCAGCUGAAAAUUUUUACUAGAGAAACAAAGGUGACUAUCAGUAGAUACUGGAACCGGUAAUUUCCACCCCAAUACCUCAGUGGCAUAGAUGCAGCCUCUUCCUUGCUCUGCGCAACACCUGAACUCAGUUCUCAGCUGAAACAGUACUUUUGUGUCACCUCUUGCAGCAGGGCAGCAUGAUGGAGUGCAGUCAUUCUCAGAAAGAGGGGAUUUUGCCAUCCAGGGGCAUUUGGCAAUGUCUAGAGACAUUUUGGUUGUCAUGAAUUGGGGGUGCCAUCACCAUGUAGCGGUUAGAGGUGAGGGAUGCUGCUGCAUAUACUAGUACGACGCACAGGACAGCCCCCACAGCAGAGUCAUCUGGCCCAAAGUAUCAGCUGUGUCCCGGUUGUGAAGCCCUGAUGUAGGGAAGCAUGCAUUCCCUGGAGUCACACACAGGUGACUGCUAGUCCUGAAGCCCCCACCCCUCCCUGUGCACCCUUAGUGACUAAUCAGUCACUUCACCCAGUGAAACUCGAAGGAUAACACGUAGACUCCUCUGCGCUGUAUAAGAACCAGCUUAAUUCAGCAUUCGCUGGGGACUCACUGUGCGUCGUAUUCACCGUGCAGGCUCAGGACAUGUGAGCCCCCUUUCCUUUUCUCUUUCCACUUGAACAUUUAUUGGCACCUACUGUGUGGGGAAGUGAGUUAGUGUAGAAGUUUCUCAUCAUAACAACAGAAAAGCAGGUUGAGCAAGCCUAAGAUAAUGAGGACACUAAUUUAGUCUAAGAAUCAUCGAAUUACCAGACACUAGAAAGCACAGACAUGGUAGGCUAAGUAAUAUCUCACACACAGACAUCACCCCCCCCCCCAAAGGUAUCCACAUCCUAAUUCCUGGAGCCUGGGAAUUUUACCUUACGUGGGAAAAAAGGACUUUGCAGCUUUUCAUGGCACUUUAAAAUGGUACUUUAUACACAUACAUGUAUCAGUCCCAACCUUACUGUUUGGGCUCGACAUUGGAGAUGUGAUGAAGGACCUUGAGGUGCACCUGGCUGGUUGUGGCCCAGUGGAUUGAGUACCAACCUGCAAACCAAAGGGUUGCAGAUUCAAUUCCCAGUCAGGGCACAUACCUGGGUUGCAGGCCAGGUCCCCAGUUGUAGGGGUGGGAGAGGCAACCACACAUUGAAUUUUCUCUCCCUCUCUAUCUCCCUCCUUUUCCCUCUCUCUAAAGAUAAAUAAAUAAAAUCUUUUUUAAAAGGAUCUUGAGAUGCAGCAGGUAUCCUGGAUUACCCAGGUAGCCCCUAAAUGCAAUCACAAGUAUCCUGAUGAGGUAGAGUCACGGGGAGACUUGACACAGAAGAAGAGAAGGAAGCAAUGUGACCUCAAAGGCAGAGGUGACAGCCACAAGUUAAAGAUUGCCAGCAGCCGGCAGAAACUGGGAGAAGUGAGGAACAGAUCCCCCAGCGCCUCUGGAGGGAGCGUGGGCCGCUGACACCUGGAUUCCAGCCUCGAGGCACUGAUUUCAGACUUGGGGUCUCCAGACCUAUGAGAGAAUAAAUGUCUGUUGUUUUAAA
Phyllostomus hastatus (greater spear-nosed bat) is the source of this 3581-nucleotide messenger RNA. RefSeq names its product signal regulatory protein beta 2 (gene SIRPB2). The record is from RefSeq and is a predicted model, not a curated record. Gene Ontology annotation, cellular component: plasma membrane. Lineage: Eukaryota; Metazoa; Chordata; Mammalia; Chiroptera; Phyllostomidae. The transcript has 5 exons. The coding region runs from base 94 to 1194 and encodes 366 amino acids.